Tetrahymena thermophila SB210 is the source of this 687-nucleotide messenger RNA. RefSeq lists its product as hypothetical. NCBI's taxonomy places the organism in Eukaryota, Ciliophora, Oligohymenophorea, Hymenostomatida, Tetrahymenidae. The record is from RefSeq and is a predicted model, not a curated record. The transcript has 2 exons.
AUGGCAGAAACAAAGCUGUCUAAGAAAAAGAAUACAAAAAUAAAAUAUAAAAAACAAUUAAAAUAUAUUAAAUAUAGCUCUAUGCUAAUAAAAGAAAUAAGCGCUAUUAAUAUAUUUUAAAUAAAUGGAGAUCUUACCCUAGAUAUAGACUAAAUAUUAUAUGUAGAUCAUAUACAUGCAUUAUCCACUAUGAAUGAGUUUAUUAAAGUAAAAAAAGUCAAUUUAUGCAACUAAUCGAAAUUUAUAGAGGUUUAUCUGGAUGGAGAUACUUCUGUGAGAAACGAUUUAUCACUUCCUCUUAAAUUACUUAAAGAUAGUCAUUAAAAAGAGCUUUUUCAUCUUGCUGAUGUGAUCGAAUAAUAUCAAUAAAUAUUAUGGGAAAAAUAAUAUAAAUACAAUAAGAAGAGCUCAAAAUAGUAAACUCAAGAAAUUAUGUUUAAAAUAUAAAAUAAUCUUAGUGAGCCAGAAUGCGAUGAAUUCCAUGGAUGGAACUUUGAAAAGAGUACAGAAAAGGCAGAAAAGGUAAUAAAGGAUUUUAAUGAAUCUAAUGAUUAAGAGCAUUUUUAUGCCUUUAUUCUGUUCAAAGGGGAAAAGUAUGAUUAAAUUAAGCAAAGAAUUAAAUUAAUUGUUAAAUUAGAUUACUAAAAGAAGGAAAAAGUGAUUUACACUAUUUCAGAAAAGGAUUGA